Carassius gibelio (silver crucian carp) is the source of this 1153-nucleotide messenger RNA. RefSeq names its product ubiquitin-conjugating enzyme E2 A. The transcript is spliced from 6 exons. NCBI's taxonomy places the organism in Eukaryota, Metazoa, Chordata, Actinopteri, Cypriniformes, Cyprinidae. Gene Ontology annotation, biological process: protein polyubiquitination; proteasome-mediated ubiquitin-dependent protein catabolic process; DNA repair. Gene Ontology annotation, molecular function: ubiquitin conjugating enzyme activity. Gene Ontology annotation, cellular component: HULC complex. Bases 289 to 747 code for a protein of 152 amino acids. The record is from RefSeq and is a predicted model, not a curated record.
CGCAGCAAUUUUAACCCAUGUAACUGGAACGAUAUACUGAAUUCAACAGCAUACAUAUAUUAGAUGUAAUUAUAAAUGCUUAAUCUGUAGAUAAUUUAAAUGGCAAGAGUUAUUAUUAACAAAGUAUCAUAUAUGUUUAAUAAUGCUCUACCCCCACACAUAUGACAGUGGUAUCGUCUGUUUUCCGUGUUGAAAUCCUCCAAGCUGAGCCGAGAAGCAAAUUCGAGGAGAGGAACAUUGUACAUUUUACAACAUACAUUUAUAUCUAACACUUGUACAGUUUUAGCAAUGUCUACUCCAGCAAGAAGGCGACUCAUGCGGGAUUUUAAAAGACUUCAAGCGGAUCCUCCAGCUGGAGUUAGCGGUGCUCCGUCAGAAAACAAUAUCAUGGUAUGGAAUGCAGUGAUAUUUGGGCCAGAAGGAACUCCCUUUGAAGAUGGUACAUUCAAAUUGACUGUAGAAUUCACAGAAGAAUACCCAAACAAACCACCCACAGUCAGAUUCAUAUCAAAAAUGUUUCAUCCUAAUGUAUAUGCAGAUGGAAGCAUAUGUCUUGACAUCCUACAAAACCGGUGGAGUCCAACUUAUGACGUGUCAUCCAUUCUCACCUCAAUCCAGUCUUUGCUUGAUGAACCAAACCCUAACAGUCCAGCUAACAGCCAAGCAGCUCAACUUUACCAGGAGAACAAACGGGAGUAUGAGAAGCGUGUGUCUGCUAUUGUUGAGCAGAGCUGGAGGGACAGCUGACCAGACACUGCAGAGCACAGAACUUUGUGUGAUUAUAGUUUAGUUGAGUGAAUUGUUCAAAUGCACUUUAAUCUAAAUAUGUCAAUUUUUCCCCUGGAGAACUUGUGCUCAGCCAAUAUCACCUGGUCAUUUUCUAUUCAAAAAGUGACACACAUGGUGUCAGCCCAGAAACCUGGACAAUAUGAUAUCCAAGAGCCUUUUUUUUUCUCAAGAAGAACCAAACUGAAUGGACAUGGUGCUGCCUUGCCAUCCUUGAACUUGUCCAUGCCACAAUUGGAACUGAUGAUCCUGUUAUGCUGUUUUUGUGUGUUCUGUUACAUGCCUGAAAGUUUUUUUUUUUCUCUGUUCCACGUGUUAUUGAUUUCUUGUGUACUAUAUUAUAAUAAUACACUUUAACUUUCAUGUA